CAUUCACCAGCCCAGACCCCCCAGCUGGACAUCAUUUCAGGAUCCCAGGUUGUUCAAGUGGUCCCCAGCCCUCCCAACAGCUCUUGCAGCCCCUCCAGCCCCAGAGUCAUUAGAUCUUUGGAGGAUGGCGCAGUCAAUGUCAGAGAUAGUGUAGGUUCCAUCUUACAGAGAAUCGCCUCUUUCUCCCGGCCGGUCACCACUGAUGCAACCCCAGCAGCUGUUACCCAGGCCCCUAAAAUCCAAAGUAAUGGAGGGUUGUCAUCUGCAUUUGAGGGUCCUGCUGAAACCAGACAUGUGCCCACAUGGAAACAGGGGAAGAAGAAAGAGGAAGAAACUGCUGGAGAGCUGGACACCGACCCGCUCACCCUGAUGGAGGAGAGAGAGGAGAAAGACAGAGGCAUCAUGGGAGAAGAGCAAGUAGAGGAAGGCAAGAGCGAAGGACAACCAGCUAGCAGCGAUACCCCAAAUUCCACGAAAGAAAAAGAGGAGAACUGUGUGGAGGUCCGUACAGAGAUGGAGGAGAAAGCGACAGAGAAAGGAAUGGAGGAAGGAGAGAAAGAGUUGCUGUUGGAGGCAGAGGUGAAGAUGGAGGUGUGUCAGUCAGCACCAGGCCUGCAGAUGAGCUUCAUCCAGGGCAGCGACCUGUUUGGCUACGUAGGCAUUGAGGCAGUGUUGGACCAGAUGAGGCGCAAGACCAUGAAAGCUGGCUUUGAGUUCAACAUUAUGGUGGUUGGUCAGAGUGGUUUGGGGAAGUCGACAUUGGUCAACACUCUGUUCAAGUCCAAAGUCAGCCGGAAAUCCUGUACACCCAGCUAUGAAGAAAAGAUCUGUAAAACAGUCAAACUGCAUUCAGUCAGCCACGUGAUUGAAGAGAAGGGAGUGAAGAUGAAGCUGACAGUAAUCGACACUCCAGGUUUUGGAGACCAGAUAAAUAAUGAGAACUGCUGGGAGCCCAUAGUAAAGUAUGUCAAUGAGCAGUAUGAGACAUACCUGAGAGAGGAGCUGCAUGUCAACCGCAAGAGGAGAAUACCUGACACCAGAGUCCACUGCUGCAUCUACUUCCUCCCUGCCACUGGACACAGGUUACGCCCCAUUGAUGUGGAGUUCAUGAAGAGACUGGGAAAGAUAGUGAGCAUCGUACCCGUCAUUGCCAAAGCAGACACACUCACUAUUGAGGAAAGACAGGAGUUUAAGGAGAGGAUAAGACAAGACUUGACGGCAAAUGGGAUUCGUGUUUACCCACAGAAAGAGUAUGACGAGGAUCCAGAGGAGCGCAUACUCAAUGACAGGAUCAGGGAAAGCAUUCCCUUUGCUGUGGUGGGAACCGACAAGGAGCACCAGGUGAAUGGAAACAAGGUGCUGGGUCGUAAAACAAAGUGGGGAAUCAUUGAAGUUGAAAAUGUGGCGCACUGUGAGUUUGCCAACCUGAGAGAUUUACUUAUCAGGUCUCACCUGCAGGACCUGAAAGAGGUGACACACAACAUCCACUAUGAAACCUACCGCGUACGACGGCUCAACGAGAGCAACAUGAACUUCAGUGAACUGGGACUGUCCUCCUGGUCGCUGGAGAACGGAACUGCUGACAAAUGUGAAUCAGACAGUCACCUCUGAUCUCUCCUGUCAGCCCCCUACCUAUUCUGAUGCUACUCGUCCUAUCAGAAUGAGAGAUGGGGGGGGGGGAUUUUUUUUCCCCACAUAAAAUGGGAUGGAGAAAUUAUGUUUUAAAUUGUUUUUCCCUUUUGUUCAUUAUGGGACCAAAUAGUGGAUUGUUUUUAAAUGAUAAAUUCUAUUUGAAUUUUUACGCGAGGCAUAAGAAAUGCAUCAGAUCUUGAUAUAUUUUUGAAUGCAAGCUCAUAUAUAUUUUCUGGAAGCAUGGUGACAUAUAUAGGAUAGGGACGAACAAUGACAGGAAACAUAAACAAGUCUGCCAAUGGUAUGUAAGCAUC
Messenger RNA from Scomber japonicus (chub mackerel), 1946 nucleotides. It is a transcript of the gene septin12, whose product is annotated as septin 12. Gene Ontology annotation, molecular function: GTP binding; molecular adaptor activity; GTPase activity. The record is from RefSeq and is a predicted model, not a curated record. Gene Ontology annotation, biological process: cytoskeleton-dependent cytokinesis. The transcript has 10 exons. Bases 370 to 1611 code for a protein of 413 amino acids. Lineage: Eukaryota; Metazoa; Chordata; Actinopteri; Scombriformes; Scombridae. Gene Ontology annotation, cellular component: cell division site; microtubule cytoskeleton; septin complex.